Messenger RNA from Hypomesus transpacificus, 4342 nucleotides. It is a transcript of the gene slc6a11a, whose product is annotated as solute carrier family 6 member 11a. Gene Ontology annotation, cellular component: membrane. NCBI's taxonomy places the organism in Eukaryota, Metazoa, Chordata, Actinopteri, Osmeriformes, Osmeridae. Bases 671 to 2365 code for a protein of 564 amino acids. Gene Ontology annotation, biological process: sodium ion transmembrane transport. The record is from RefSeq and is a predicted model, not a curated record. The transcript has 20 exons.
CUCAAAUGUUGGCAAGUAAUAUUACACCGUGUGCUUUAUUCAUUAUACUUCAGAACCCAUGAGGAAUUAAAGAGAUAGUCAUCUUAGAAAGGUGGCUUGUAUUUCUUCCAACUUUUGGGCCAUUAUGCUUGCAGUGGCAACAAUCUUCUGCUACUCUGAAUUAGUCAGCCAACAGCAGCUGGAUGGAUUUAUGGUGAGUGCCUAAGAUUCUCAGUCAUUUAGAAGACGCUCUUAUCCAGAGCGACUUACAGUAUAGAUUACCUGUAUGACGACAUUGAGGAUACGAUUGGGUAUCGUCUCUGGCCAUGAUAAGGGUGCGUUCGUCUCUUUGCUCUCAAGUUUAACUAAACAUAUGUGUAUCCGGACUGCGCCUCUGCUUUGGGCUGGCUCGUUGGGCUCUUCUGGACUCUCUUGGGUCCCUUUUGGAUUAUGUUUAAGGUUUUUUUGACCAAAGGAACUGUUUGGCAGAUCCUCAACCAGCUCUGUCAGCCUGAAAGUAUUAAGACAGUCAACCUAAAGAAGACAUUUGAUGUCCUGAACCCAGUUAGGACUGAAGAAAGGAAGUUGAGCUUGAAAUGCAAAUAUGAAAAUCUUCUAGAUAUGGCAGGAGGCUCUCCCAGGGCAGGACAUCCCACUGAGAGUCAAACAGCGGGACCAGUGGGCUAACAAAAUGGAGUUUAUCCUAACUGUGGCUGGUGCUAUUAUUGGACUUGGAAAUAUAUGGAGGUUUCCGUAUCUAUGCUACAAGAAUGGCGGAGGUGCCUUCCUUAUCCCUUACAUCCUCUUCCUAGUUACCUGUGGCAUCCCUCUGUUCAUCCUAGAGACUGCUCUUGGUCAGUACACUAGUCAAGGUGGAAUCACAUGUUGGCGGAAACUCUGUCCAUUGUUUGAGGGUAUGGGAUAUGCCAGCCAGGUGAUCAUUCUUUACGGGUCUAUCACCUACAUUGUGAUUCUUGCAUGGGCUUUUCUCUACCUUUUCUCUUCAUUUACUGUUAUUCUACCAUGGGCCAGCUGCAACAACUCUUGGAAUACAGAUACGUGUGUUCUGUUUGAUGGCAAGAACAACUCUGGCAACUGGACAUCUCCCUUGAGUACUUCAUCUGUUGUGGAGUUUUGGCAACGUCGGGUUCUACAGUUAUCAAGUGGCAUCGAAGAUCUUGGAAGUAUACGGUGGGAGCUGGCUUUAUGUCUUCUGCUGGUCUGGGUAAUCUGUUACUUCUGUGUCUGGAAAGGAGUAAAGUCGACAGGGAAGGCAGUUUACUUCACAGUUACAUUCCCCUAUGUGAUGAUGGUGGUACUAUUGGUCAGAGGGGUAACACUACCUGGAGCCAUGGAUGGCAUUUACUACUACAUCCACCCCAAUGUUACUAGACUAGCUGAUCCACAGGUGUGGAUGGAUGCUGGAACCCAAAUAUUUUAUUCCUAUGCCAUUAGCCUAGGAUUUCUGACUUCCCUUGGAAGCUAUAAUAAGUACAACAACAACUGCUAUAAAGACUCCUUCUAUCUGUGCCUGUUGAACAGUGGGACCAGCUUUAUGUCUGGUUUUGCCAUUUUCUCAGUCCUGGGCUACAUGGCUAAAGAGCAGAAUGUGGACAUUUCUGUAGUCGCUGAGUCAGGUCCUGGACUAGUGUUCAUUGUGUACCCACAGGCAGUGACCCUGCUUCCCUUUCCACAGUUCUGGUCAGUGUGUUUCUUCACCAUGAUCAUCCUGCUUGGGGUGGACAGCCAGUUUGUUGGCCUGGAGACUUUGAUGACCUCAGUCACAGAUGUUUUCCCCAUCCUACUAAGAAGACGGUAUCGGAGAGAGGCGUUACUGCUUGUGUUCUGCAGUGUCUGCUUCCUACUUGGCCUUUUCAUGGUCACACAGGGUGGCCCCUACAUCCUCCAGCUCUUUGAUCAUUAUGUGUGCAGUGGAGCAACUUUGUUAUUCUUGUCCAUUUGCCAAUCAGUUGCCAUUGGAUGGGUGUAUGGUGCUGAUCGAUUCUGUGACAACAUUGAGGAUAUGAUUGGUUACAAGCCUUCCACUCUUCUGAAAUACUGUUGGAUGUACAUUACACCCACUAUAUGCACAGGUACUUUUGUAUUCUCUGUGCUUAAGUACAGUCCUCUGAAAUUCAAUAACAUUUACGUGUAUCCCUGGUGGGCAUAUGGACUUGGCUGGUUCCUGGCAGUGUCAUCCCUCUCUCUGAUUCCCAUUACUAUGGCUUUCAAACUAGCCAAGGGCAAAGGAACUCUCUGGCAGCGUCUUCAGACAUUAUGUCGCCCUGCAGCCGACCUUCCAAUGCUUCAGAAGGAAAGGAGAAAUAUUUGUAGAAUAGAAAACACAGAACAUAAGUCCAGCAAUAAUAAUAUAAACACAAUAUAACAUAUAUAGACAUAUAGAAGAUGUUCCCAUAUUACUUCUACUAUAAGUAAUGGUAUUUUUGUAACUUUUUUAAGACUCGUAUUGUGUGUGUAUUUUCAAGUUUAUUGCCAUUUGUAACAAGUAUAGGUAUAUUGGAAUUAAUUGGUCCUGCACUUUGACAAUCCCAAGGGUCUGAACUUCUAAUAUGAUCUACACCUGAAAUAAAACAUAUUUACCUAAAUGGGCUACUAUACUUUUCUACAGUAUAUUUAAAAUUAAUAAGUAUUUGGAAAUAAAAUAAUACUGAAUAAUUGACCUACCAUCUGAGAAUAACCUGAGAUGAGAAUAACAACUAAGAAUUACUUAUGUGAGUAAAGUAUCUUGUCCACAUGUGUUUGUGUGUGUGUUGGGAAGGGAGUAAAGCAAUAUAUUUAGGCUAUAUUGCCUUAAAUUGAUAGAUUACAGUACAUUAUUUUACAUAGUGCCAUAUUUGGUUGAAUAAGCUACUGCAAGCUUCUUGAUGUUCAACUGCUUUAGCCUGUUCAAUCAUAUAAUCAUGUAUAGCUUGCAUUGUGUCAUAAUUGCAUUUUGAACUUAGAUUUAUGUAUUUUCAUAAUUGUAUAAGACAAUGCUAAAAAUAUUUUAUAUAUUUUUGAAUUGUUGUAUAAUAAAACCCUUUAACCAUAGACCAUGACAUACUCAACUAACUUUUUUUUUCCUGUACUCAUUUAACAGGUAUUUAUAUUUUAUAAUACAAAACCAAAUUAUGAAUAGUUGAAAGUCAGGAAUAAAAACCAGUCACUCAGUUAUGCUUGUUUUAUUUUAUUUUAAGUAUUUUUGUGCUAGGGGCUGUCAACAAAAACUGGAACUAACUUCCAUUUCUCCUUUUCACUCAGAAAUACAUUUCAGCAACUUACAGCUAUUUUAGGAGAGUGGACUGUCUACCAGAGAAACGUUAUUAGCGCCACCUUAAGGCCUCAUGACUGACAGUAUGGAAUCUACUUAAAUGUUUGAAAUAAAUACUUGACUAUUUUAAGUUGUUCCAAAUAAAAGAUUAAUUUAAAACAGAAAGUGUACAGUUCUAGAGAAAUAUCUCUGUAUUCAGUGUAUUGGGUAUGUACGGAUGUGUUCAGGUUACACAGAAUGGUUGCGUAAGUACCCUUUAAAGCAUUACAAAACUCUUCAGUGUGCUUGGCCCUGUGUCAAAUAGUCAGGGAGGAAAGAUCAGCCAGAGUUGUACCUCAAUAAACAGUUAAGCAGAGUUUGCAUUGUAAAUCAAAGGAACAGGUAAUUAUAGUUCACAAAAAGACUAGGAAUAUUUGUAUAGCUUCAACUUUAAGGUAUGUGAUGCCUCGUGAGAACAAAUCGACUUCAUGAAAUAUUGUGUAAAGAAUGACUAAAUGUAUGCAGUGAUAACUUAUGCCAAGAUUGGCUCAUUCAACUGACCUCUUUAACUUUGACACACAUGCCUUUCACUGUUGAUUUCCUGGGCAACUGGCACAAUGCGUCAUGCCCUUGCCAAUGCAUGCAUCAACCACAAAUACAACCCUAGAUGAUUCUCAAGGGACGAUAUUGAGACUAUGAGUUGUAAAAUGUUUCUGGCCACUGUAUCAAGCUAUGCAAUUAGGUAAAUAUGCAGACAAUAUAAAAUGUGUUGAUAGCCCCAUUGUUAAUGACGCAUUUGAGUAAAUUUGUCCAGUUAUGAAUUACUAAACCACACAUACAAUGGGGCAUUGGGCUUCUAAACAUUGGCACUUUGAGGGAGGAUUUUUUAAGAUUUAUUCUUUCCAACCAAAAUGUUAAAGGCACUCACAAUCUGAAAGUACAACACUAUUAACACAGGAACUAUUGGGAAGGCCUUUAAGAUAUACUUUCCUUCUCAAGAUCAUUCAAGACACGGGUUUAACCCAAGAUAUUUUAUAAUGUUUACUACCCUACCCUAGCCUGGCUCUGCCUUCCUACGUACUUCCGCUCAAUUUGGAUUUUGCUUCUGUACUA